AUGGAUAGAAGGAAGUUAUUAUUUGAAAGCCAUCUGAAAAAUAAUUCUUAAGAUCUUUCAGUGGGGAUUAGAGAAGCUAAUGAUAUCCGAAUUAGGGGUGAUUCCAUAAAAAGAGGAAAUUCCAGGUAUUUGACUAAAACAUAUUAGAUAACCAUACUAUGUUAAUAAUAAGUCAUAUGAAAUUUCAACUAAAACUAGUGGGAGCUUUAUCAUAACAAAAGAAAAUGAUGUUUCUUACCUGAAAAAGAAAAUUGAUGAAUUAUAAUUCAGAAUAGAUUCCUAAGAUGCAAAACUAAAGGCUAGAGACAAGGAGAUCUCCUAUUAAUAGUCUCAAAUCAAAUAAUUUGUUCUGGAAAUGAAUGAAGUCUAAAAUAUUGAAGACAAUUAUAAAGAAGAAAUAUCAGUUUUGAAUAAGGAAUUGUCGUAAUGGAAGGAGAAAUAUUUUGCAAAUCUUAAAGAAUAUUAAUAUCGUUAAGCCCAUUUAUCUAGACAAUCUUAAUAGGAAUAAGCCUAAAUAAGAAAGAAAUAUGAAGAUAUAAUUGAAUAAUAUUAAAGAGAAAUAGAAUCCAUUGAAAUUAGAUUUGAAAAUGAAAGGGAAAACCUCUAUAAAGCUCUUGAUUUACAAAACAUGACAAAUUAGAAAAACAAUGAAAUGAACGUAAGCUAAAAAUAUAUUAUUAAGGAUUUGACAAUAAAACUAGAAGAAAGAGAUGCUGAAACUCGUUAAUUAUAAGAAAGAAUAUAAGAGUCAGAGAGAAAUACAGAAGAGGUAAAAUUAAAACUCUAGCAGCAGACUUCUAAAUUGAAUGAAUUAAUAAAAAAAUGCAAUAAUGUAUGAAUUCUAUUGAUUAAUAGAUUGAAUCAUAAAAAAAUCAAGAAAUUCAAAUUUUACAGUUACAAUUAUAAGGAAAAGAUAAAUAAAUACACACAUUACAAAUCUAAAUUGGAGAAUCAAAGAAAAAGACAAAUUAACAAGAAUAGGAAAAAUUACAGCACUUGGAAAAUCUUAAUAAUUAACUUGUCUAAGAGAUAAGUUAAUUAGAAGAAGAAAACGGCAAAUUAAAAUAGCAAGCAAAGGAAUUUUAGAAAGAAGCAUCUUACGAAAAAGAGAAUGAAAAUCUAUAAAUGAUAAUCUAAGAAUAGAAAAUUCAGAAUCUUGAUUUAAAAUAAUAAUUGAAGCUUUUUAAAGAUAAAAUUAAUGAAUUAAAAGUGGAACAUUAGAAUAAUUCCAAAACAAAUUACCUUGAAAAAGAGAUUAAAGAUUAUGAAAGGAAGGUAAUCGAAUUAUAGGAAUAAAAUGAAAAACUUUCAAAUUAGUAAGUAGAUGUUGAAGAAAUUAAUGAAGAGCUUAUGAUAAUUAAAAAGAAUAAUCAAGAAUUAAAACAACAACAUGCUGAAGGAUUUAAAGUUCUAGAAAUUAAAAGCUAGAAAAUUAAAUAAUAAGAGGCUGAAUUAAAUUAGUUGAGAUAGGAGAAUAUGAGAUUAUCAGAUUAAUAAUCAUAGUUGGUUGAAUUUGAAUAUAAAAUAGAAGAACUGAGUUAGUAAAUAGAAAAAUUAAAUUUGACGAAUGAAGAAAAAGAUGCUGAGAUAUUAUAGUAUUUAAACAAACUAGAAAAGUAAAAUUUAAAAAUUAAAGAUUUUGAAAAAUUAAUAAAUUAAUUAAAAACUGAAAAUAAAGAAUAUUAAACUGAAAACUCUAAAUUAAAAAAUCAUGUCUUUCAAUUAUAAAAAUAAAUUAAAGAAAUUUCAGAAGAAUUAUAAAAAUGUCAGAUAGAAAAUGAUGAUUUAACAAGGAUGCACGAAGAGAAUCUAAUAAAAAUAAAUACUCUAGAGAAGGAAAAUAAAUAAAAAGAAAUACAAAAAAAAGAUGCAGAAAAGUUAUCAGCCUUAACAUAAUUAGAAAAUGAAAAUUCAAAACUUUGUCAGUAGAGAAACAAAUUAUAAGAAAAAAUAGGAGAAUUAGAAGAAGAAAUCAAUCAAAAAGUGAUAGAAAUAAAUUAACUGAAGGAACAUAUUUAAAAUCUGUUUAAUUAAAAUAAGUAUUAUUAAUCAGAAGUAGAAUCUUUUGAAUCACAAAUAAUAAAAUCAAAUAUGAGAAUUUAAGAAUUGGAAUAGAAUUUAGAUACUUAAAAUGAAGCAGAGGACCUAUUAAAUGAGAAUGAAUUGUUAAAACAAAAAAAUUAAGACUUAGAAAAUUUAUUGAAUCUGAAAAGUAAUGAUAAUGCUGAAAUUUUAGACAAAUUGGAAAAAUAAGUUGUUCAUCAAAAACAGAAUAAUGAAGAGUUAAAAUAAAAGGUUAGUGAAUUGUAAAUCAGAAAAGAUGAUCUUUAGAAAAUACUUGAAAAAAAAGACGAAGAAAUAGAAGAAUUAUAACAAAUUUAAUUUGAAUAGAAAUGUCUCUAAGAUUAGAAAAUAGAUGAUUUGAUGAAAAUAUAAAAUUUGAAGAUAAUAGAAAUAAGUGAAAAUUAGAAAAAUAUAUAAGAUUUAUAAUUAUCUUUAAUUGAGAAAGAUGAAUAAUUAAAACUUCUUUAAUAAUAAACGAUCAAAAAUGAUUUCAUAAAUAAGGAAGAGAUUGAGCAACUGAAAAUUAAAGCUAAUUAACUAAUAGAAUAGAUACAAUAGUUGGAAUAAGAGAAUGUAUCUUAAAAAGGUUAAAUAAAAUAAAAAAAUUAAGAAAUUUAAGAAGUUAAGUUAUAAGCAAAAUAAACAGAAUUAAAAUUAAUAAGAGAAAUUGAGGAAUUAAAAAUUCAUACAAAUAAUGCAAUAUCAAUGAAAGUGGAAUAUGAGGAAUAAUUAUUGAAGUAUUAAUCAAUACCCAAUAAAUACAUAGAAAUAGCAAAAAAAGACACCUAGAAUGAAUAAAUUAGUUUCAAAAAUGAAAAUUUUAGUAACUUUGAAUUAAGAAAAAGUCAAAAUGAAGAAGAGAAUGAAGUAGAAUAUUCAUCAAACUGCGAAGAAAUUAAAUAAUAACUAAUAGAAAAAGGAUAACAGGAAUAGGACUCAUUAGAUUUAGGAUAAUAAAUGACUAUUAUAACAAGCAGUAAAAAAUAUGAAUAAAAUGUUGUGAAACUAAAUGAUAAAAUCGAUAAUAGAUAAUAAAUUGACACACAAGAUAUGGUUGAGUUGAAGGAACCUGAUGUAAAUAUUGUUUAGAUAGUUUAAUAACCAGAAAUAGAACUAGAUUUGAAAAAGGAAGAUGAAGAGAAUUUUGAACUUAGAAAUGAAUAAAAAUAGGAAGACAUUUCAGACUCAGAGUAAUAAUAAAAUUUUGAGAAACUUAAUGAUAAAAUCGAUAAGAGAUUAUAAAUUGAAACACAAGAUUUAGUUUAAUUGAAGGAACCUGAAGUCAAUAUUGUUUAGAUAGUUUAAUAACCAUAAAUAGAAUUAGAUUUGAAAAAGGAAGAUGAAGAGAAUUUUGAACUUAGAAAUGAAUAAAAAUAGGGAGACAUUUCAGACUCAGAGUAAUAAUAAAAUUUUGAGAAACUUAAUGAUAAAAUCGAUAAUAAAUAAUAAAUUGACACACAAGAUAUGGUUGAGUUGAAGGAACCUGAAGUCAAUAUUGUUUAGAUAGUUUAAUAACCAUAAAUAGAAUUAGAUUUGAAAAAGGAAGAUGAAGAGAAUUUUGAGCUUAGAAAUGAAUAAAAGUAGGAAGACAUUUCAGACUCAGAAUAAUCAGAAUAAUAAAAUGUUGAGAAACUUAAUGAUAAAAUCGAUAAUAAAUAAUAAAUUGACACACAAGAUAUGGUUGAGUUGAAGGAACCUGAAGUCAAUAUUGUUUAGAUAGUUUAAUAACCAUAAAUAGAAUUAGAUUUGAAAAAGGAAGAUGAAGAGAAUUUUGAGCUUAGAAAUGAAUAAAAGUAGGAAGACAUUUCAGACUCAGAAUAAUCAGAAUAAUAAAAUGUUGAGAAACUUAAUGAUAAAAUCGAUAAUAAAUAAUAAAUUGACACACAAGAUAUGGUUGAGUUGAAGGAACCUGAAGUCAAUAUUGUUUAGAUAGUUUAAUAACCAGAAAUAGAAUUAGAUUUGAAAAAGGAAGAUGAAGAGAAUUUUGAACUUAGAAAUGAAUAAAAAUAGGAAGACAUUUCAGACUCAGAGUAAUAAUAAAAUUUUGAGAAACUUAAUGAUAAAAUCGAUAAGAGAUUAUAAAUUGAAACACAAGAUUUAGUUUAAUUGAAGGAACCUGAAGUCAAUAUUGUUUAGAUAGUUUAAUAACCAUAAAUAGAAUUAGAUUUGAAAAAGGAAGAUGAAGAGAAUUUUGAACUUAGAAAUGAAUAAAAAUAGGAAGACAUUUCAGACUCAGAGUAAUAAUAAAAUUUUGAGAAACUUAAUGAUAAAAUCGAUAAGAGAUUAUAAAUUGAAACACAAGAUUUAGUUUAAUUGAAGGAACCUGAAGUCAAUAUUGUUUAGAUAGUUUAAUAACCAUAAAUAGAAUUAGAUUUGAAAAAGGAAGAUGAAGAGAAUUUUGAACUUAGAAAUGAAUAAAAAUAGGAAGACAUUUCAGACUCAGAGUAAUAAUAAAAUUUUGAGAAACUUAAUGAUAAAAUCGAUAAGAGAUUAUAAAUUGAAACACAAGAUUUAGUUUAAUUGAAGGAACCUGAAGUCAAUAUUGUUUAGAUAGUUUAAUAACCAUAAAUAGAAUUAGAUUUGAAAAAGGAAGAUGAAGAGAAUUUUGAACUUAGAAAUGAAUAAAAAUAGGAAGACAUUUCAGACUCAGAGUAAUAAUAAAAUUUUGAGAAACUUAAUGAUAAAAUCGAUAAGAGAUUAUAAAUUGAAACACAAGAUUUAGUUUAAUUGAAGGAACCUGAAGUCAAUAUUGUUUAGAUAGUUUAAUAACCAUAAAUAGAAUUAGAUUUGAAAAAGGAAGAUGAAGAGAAUUUUGAACUUAGAAAUGAAUAAAAAUAGGAAGACAUUUCAGACUCAGAGUAAUAAUAAAAUGUUGAGAAACUUAAUGAUAAAAUCGAUAAGAGAUUAUAAAUUGAAACACAAGAUUUAGUUUAAUUGAAGGAACCUGAAGUCAAUAUUGUUUAGAUAGUUUAAUAACCAUAAAUAGAAUUAGAUUUGAAAAAGGAAGAUGAAGAGAAUUUUGAACUUAGAAAUGAAUAAAAAUAGGAAGACAUUUCAGACUCAGAGUAAUAAUAAAAUGUUGAGAAACUUAAUGAUAAAAUCGAUAAGAGAUUAUAAAUUGAAACACAAGAUUUAGUUUAAUUGAAGGAACCUGAAGUCAAUAUUGUUUAGAUAGUUUAAUAACCAUAAAUAGAAUUAGAUUUGAAAAAGGAAGAUGAAGAGAAUUUUGAGCUUAGAAAUGAAUAAAAGUAGGAAGACCAUUUAGACUCAGAAUAAUCAGAAUAAUAAAAUGUUGAGAAACUUAAUGAUAAAAUGGAUAAUAGAUAAUAAAUUGACACACAAGAUAUGGUUGAGUUGAAGGAACCUGAAGUAAAUGUUGUUUAGAUAGUUUAAUAACCAUAAAUAGAAUUAGAUUUGAAAAAGGAGGAUGAAGAGAAAUUUGAACUUGAAAAUGAAACAAAUCGAUAAAUCAAUUCUGUUAUUUCACAAAAUUUAAAUAAAGAAUAAAUUUAAAACGACAUUCAACCAUAGUUAAUAGAAAAAAUUGCUUAUUUUUAAAGUUUUUAGGAACAAACAGCUCACAUUGAAGUUAUUUAUAACACUGAUGGUUUAAAAUAAUCUGAAAUAUAUUCAGUUGCAAACAAUUUGAUUAAAGAUGAAUUGUAAGAAUAACAAGUCUAAUUUGAAUUUUAAGAAAGAGAAUCUAUAAUCUAGCAUUUUGAAGAAAUAGUUUAAAUAAAAUCAGAUCACAAACCUAAAGAGUUUGUGGGCUAAUAUUUAGAAGAGGAACAAUAAAAGAUCUAACCGUAAUUAGAAUGACUUAUAAAAAUUAAGUCAAUAUAAACCGC
Paramecium octaurelia is the source of this 5912-nucleotide messenger RNA. The record is from the annotation of a GenBank genome assembly. Lineage: Eukaryota; Ciliophora; Oligohymenophorea; Peniculida; Parameciidae.